Eupeodes corollae is the source of this 1509-nucleotide messenger RNA. Its product is annotated as kelch-like protein 5. NCBI's taxonomy places the organism in Eukaryota, Metazoa, Arthropoda, Insecta, Diptera, Syrphidae. The coding region runs from base 54 to 1340 and encodes 428 amino acids. Gene Ontology annotation, molecular function: protein binding. The record is from RefSeq and is a predicted model, not a curated record. The transcript has a single exon.
GCCGCAAGAAAAGAUUCAAGAAAGGUAGAUAUGAAGAGAUUAGACUAUUGGGCAUGGAUGGCAUGGUCGUGGAAUCGAUACUUGGCUUUAUUUAUACUGCCUCAAUAGAGCUCCAGAGUGCAACGGUUCGAAGAGUCUUGAGAGCAGCAGAGCUCUUUGAAAUGGAAACAUUGGUGGCAGCUUGCUGGGAUUUUCUGGGUGACCAGUUGGAUGCAACUAACUGUCUCACUGUACUAUCGUUGGCAGAAGAACAGGGCUACACAGAAUUGCACAGGGAAGCGUCCAUAUAUGCGUACACCAAUUUUGAUGAAGUCUGCAAGGAGGAUGAGUUCUUCCAGCAGACCAAAGAUCAGCUCAAAAAAUUCAUAUUUGGAGCUGACAUAUCCGCCGAGAAGGUGUUUAUAAACCUCGUGUCAUGGUUUGACUACGACCGCCAAAACCGUGAGCAAUACCUUUUUGAACUUUUGUCAAAUAUUCGGUUCGAUUUAUUGGAUCCAAAGUUCAUAAUCGAGAACAGACAUCUGGUAUGUAAAUCCAUGGAGUGCUUUGAGUCAAUUUGCAGCUGGCUGCAAUGGCACAUCUCUCCGGACACUCGCCCAAAACUCUGUCCAAGUCAAAGACAUGCUAAACUUAGUUUUGUCGGAGAGGAUCUGACUUUUCGCACUUUGGAGCCGGACUCUGAGUGGCCAAUCUGGGUCCUCAAUCAAGACAUUCCGUUGACGCUUUCCAAGAAGAGCACUGCCCUGGACAAAUCAGUGAUUGCAAUCAAAGAUAAGCUGAUAAUAGUGGGAGGUACGGUUCAGAGUCAGGCAUCCAGAAACGUCGACUGUUUUGACCUUAAAACAAAGGUUUUGAGUUCUUUGCCUCCAAUGAACAUAGCCCGCACUUUCGCCGGGGUGGCCGAGCUGAAUGGAAAUCUUUACGUGAUUGGCGGUUGCAAAGAUGAUGGAGAAUGGUUGGAUUCCGUGGAAAUGUAUAGCUUCGCCGCCAACUGCUGGAAACGUCUUCCUCCACUUAACUCGCCCUUCACACGCAUCAAAGUGGCAGUUGUCAAUGGCCUCAUCUAUGCUGUUGGAGAUAAUAGCCGCUCGAUGGACUGCUUCUGUCCCAUCACCAUGAAAUGGAACCAGAAGUCAUUUAACAUCGAAAAGUCAAGUGAGUUUGGUGUAGCCGGUGUCGAUGGGAGCUUGUAUGUUGUUGGGGGUAGCUUUAAUGGCAAGAGUUCGUUUUCGGUUGAACGUUAUGAUACCGAGACAAAUUGCUGGACCGUUAUAACCCAAUGUGAAACUAGACGAUCUUCUGUGGAAUGUGUCGGUUUGAAUGAAAUUGAUUGUCUGUGAGGAUCCCAAUGGAAUGUGGAUGCUCUGCAAUUAUGUUAAGGAAUACAAUCCAAUAACAAACAAAUGGAAGAGCUUGGAUCCAAUGCUCCACAAAGGACUUAAAAUUGGGCUGAUAACUAUGUGAAGUAAUUUAUUGAUUUUAGAAUAUGAGCAAUUUAAUGUGACUUUU